Messenger RNA from Lathyrus oleraceus (garden pea), 1170 nucleotides. RefSeq lists its product as uncharacterized. The record is from RefSeq and is a predicted model, not a curated record. The transcript is spliced from 5 exons. Lineage: Eukaryota; Viridiplantae; Streptophyta; Magnoliopsida; Fabales; Fabaceae. Bases 589 to 888 code for a protein of 99 amino acids.
UGAAUUUAAAAUGGAAUGAAGUUACGCACCAGACAAAGUCCCUCAGCACAGGUUAACGUUCUUCACUUUCUCCACCGUGGACCACUGCGUCGGAAGUCGCUCUCGGUGAUUGGUGUCCACUAGAAAUGGAAAAUCCCACCACCAUCAGCUUCGUCUCAUCCUUCUGCUCAUUAACAUGUUAAUGAUUAUUUCCAAUUCCUUGUCUACAUCCAAAACCUAACUCAAAUAUCCAAGAACCCUAGAAAUCCCAACCUAAAUUAAACCCUGUAAACGAGUAUUCAAAGCCCCGGGGUUUGGGGAUUUAAACCUCCUCUCCGUCUUCUACAUCUCAGUAGUUAGAAUUGAAGAAAUAGAAGGUUUUGGAACUUACCGUGGCCGAAGGAGGAUGAAGAUGAUGAUGAACACCGGUGAAAUACUAUUUCCAAUCUGCUACAGGACAACAUGGAAUGACGUGUUGCUCAUGGUCUGCAUACAUAGCUAGGCUUGUGAUAACAGAAGUGAAUUCCUACAGGUGUAGUUCUACAUGAUGGUCUAUUGCAGGGUUUGCAUUUGGCUUUUGCUAGCAAGACUAGGCUUUGUUUUUUACUCAUGUUUCAUGGUAAGCUGACAUGGUUCUGCAGAUUUUUGCAAGGUGUGGUUCUGACUUGCUUUUGCAGCAUGCCAUUGCAGAAUGAUUCAUGGUUUUACUGCAUUGUGGUUUGUGGCUUACUGACUCAAACUUAUGGUUUGCAACAUCAUGAUAUGGCAUUGCAUAUUGUUGUUGCAAGUCAGGUUUGUAUUGUGCAUCAUGCUCUGAACAUGGUAUGCAACAGGUCAUGUGCAACUUGGUGUAGCUUGGCAUGUUCUACAAUGUUGUUGCAAGGUCACAUGCACAUGGAGGUUGGUUAAACAAGGCAACAUGACAUCAAAGUUGGAAUUUUGAAGCAACAUGCAUAAAUGCAAACCAAAGGACCAUGAUGGAUUUUGAAUGAUUAGGAAAGAAGUUUAGGUUUUAGGAUGGGAAUUUAGGGGUUUUUUAGGAUUGGGUUGACUUUGGUCAAAGUUGGUCAAAAAGUCAACGGGUGACCAAAGUCAAUAUUUGGUCAACAUAUCUUUUUUUGUGUGUAAUCUUUCAUGUAUGAACAUUUCAUGAAUAUGUAAUGAAUAAAAUUGAUAUAUUUUUUAACGAAA